Messenger RNA from Alternaria incomplexa, 1905 nucleotides. RefSeq lists its product as uncharacterized. The record is from RefSeq and is a predicted model, not a curated record. The transcript is spliced from 2 exons. Bases 1 to 1905 code for a protein of 634 amino acids. Gene Ontology annotation, molecular function: transmembrane transporter activity. Lineage: Eukaryota; Fungi; Ascomycota; Dothideomycetes; Pleosporales; Pleosporaceae. Gene Ontology annotation, biological process: transmembrane transport.
AUGAGCGCAACCCACGAUGCGCCAGCCCCAGCUGGGGACUCACACCUCGACUCGAACGCGCCGAACGGACGUCACGAUAUUACGACUUCUUCUUCGACCGAUGUCAGUCUCACCGAGAGAGACGGAACAACACAAAAUGGGGAGAAGGCUGUAGAAGAGGGCGCUACUGGAGCGAAUGGCGCCGCUGUUGCACCGGGCGCACCUGGUGCGCAAGAUGAAUUCCCUCAGAGAACGAAGCUACAGAUCUUCUUGAUCAUGCUCUCUCUGGCUGUGGCGGUUCUACUCGUUGCUCUGGAUAUUACCAUCGUCACAACCGCCCUACCCACGAUUUCGGCAGAGUUCAACAGCGCUUCGGGAUAUACAUGGAUAGGCUCGGCGUACCUCAUCGCACAGUCAGCAGCCACGCCAAUCUGGGGCAAGAUCUCUGAUAUCUUCGGACGAAAACCCAUCCUGUUGCUCACAAACGCCAUCUUCUUUGUCGGCUCCCUCCUUGCAGGUGUGGCUGUCAACAUGGAUAUGUUAAUCGCUGCAAGGGUGAUACAGGGUAUUGGUGGUGGAGGUCUCAUCACACUGGUCAACAUUACCAUAUCCGACCUCUUCUCUGUGCGGGACCGAGGUGCAUACUUUGGAAUCAUCGGUGGCGUAUGGGCCUUGGCGAGUUCCCUAGGACCUGUUGUUGGAGGGCUCUUCACGCAAAAGGUCUCGUGGAGAUGGUGCUUCUACAUCAAUCUACCUUUCGACGGUGUUGCGUUCCUCAUCCUCCUGUUCUUCCUCGAUGUCAAGACACCAAAGACUCCGCUCCGUGAAGGCCUCAAAGCUGUUGAUUGGCUGGGUUCGCUCGCCAUGGUCGGUGGAGUCAUUAUGCUGCUUCUCGGCCUGGAAUUCGGAGGCAUCUCACAUCCUUGGGAUUCUGCCACAGUGCUUUGUCUUAUCAUCUUCGGAGCCGUAGUCAUUGGCAUCUUCUUCGCCAUUGAGUGGCGGGUAGCACCGUAUCCUCUCAUGCCCCUCGAUCUCUUCUCGAAGCGAUCGAACUUGGCUGCAUUGGCUACCUGCUUCUUCCACUCCUUCGUCUUCAUCAGCGGCAACUACUUCCUCCCACUUUACUUCCAGGCUGUGCUUGGCGCGACACCUAUUCUUUCGGGAGUGUAUCUACUGCCUACUGCAGUCUCACUCUCAUUCCUCUCUGCUUUCACUGGCAUCUUCAUCAAGAAAACCGGGCAGUAUCUACCUAUGAUCUGGUUUGGCAUGAUUAUGAUGACACUGGGCUUUGGACUUUUCAUCGACUUUGACGUCAACAGUUCUUGGGCCAAGAUCAUCGUCUAUCAGAUCAUUGCUGGAAUUGGUGUCGGUCCAAACUUUCAAUCACCGCUCAUUGCACUCCAGAGUCUCGUACCGAAACGCGACAUCGCUACUGCGACUGCAACAUUCGGCUUUACUCGGAACCUUGGUAGCGCCAUCUCGGUCGUUGUAGGUGGGGUCAUCUUCAACAACGAGAUGAAGUCGAAGCAGUCUCAACUGGCCGCUUCGCUCGGUCCCGAAACUGCGUCGAGGUUCGGUGGAGGUUCCGCCGGCGCCAACGUCGGGCUUAUUCAGUCCCUCCCCGAUGAGCAAAAGUCUGUUGCGCGAACGGCAUUCGCAGACUCGCUGAGCACCAUGUGGAUACUCUACGUCGCAUUUGCUGUCGUGGGUCUCGUAGUCAGCCUCUUAAUCACGCGUAACAAGCUCGACAAACAGCACGAGGAGACCAAGACUGGAAUCGAGGUAGAAAAGGCAAAGAGGCUCGAGAGGGAAGCAGAGCGCGCAGAGAGGCGGAGGAAGAGGGCCAGCAAAGGGUCAUUACCGCUCGACCCUGAGGCGCAGACAAGUAAUCCUGAUGUUUCAAAAGAGAAGGAGACGGCGGUAUGA